This is a messenger RNA of Cyanistes caeruleus (blue tit), 1153 nucleotides long. Lineage: Eukaryota; Metazoa; Chordata; Aves; Passeriformes; Paridae. The record is from RefSeq and is a predicted model, not a curated record.
AAAGUGUGUUCCUCCAUGUUUCUGUGAGCAGCACUGACAUUGUGCAAUCACCUCGGUUACUGAGAGCAUGCUUGAACCUCCAGCAACUCCAGCAACUGAGGAUAGAAAAGCCAGGACCUAUGUCCUGGAGCACAAUGAGCUGGAGCAGUUGCGCCUCCCGGAGAGAAGCCAGCAUUGGUGCAAACCAUGAGUACUCACUGACGGGGUGGGACACGCUCUAAGGAAAUACUGGAGCACUGGGUAAACAUUGCAAGCUGGAGUUGAGAGAGAAGAAGCAGCAUGGCAGAGCUCUGUGUCCGCUCCGUUCUGGUGACUGGGGCCAACCGGGGCAUCGGCCUGGGGCUCGUUCAGCAUUUCCUGAGGAUGCCAAAACCACCACAGUGGAUCUUUGCAACCUGCCGGGACCCCAAGGGACAGCGAGCACAGGAGCUACAGAAUUUGGCCUCCAAGCAUCCCAACCUGGUCAUCAUUGCUCUGGAAGUUGCCAACCCUGCCAGCAUCAAGGCAGCUGCAGCCAAGGUUGGGGAGCACCUGGGAGGUUCUGGGCUGAACCUCCUCAUCAACAAUGCUGGAGUAGUCAAGCCUAAGAUGCUUGAUGCUGAAACAUUGGAGGACAUGACUGAGAUUUACACCACCAACACAGCUGGGCCCCUGCUGAUGGGCCAGGCAUUCCUGCCCUUGCUGAAGAAAGCUGCCCAGGGGAGCCCAGGCUCAGGGCUGAGUUGCAGCAAGGCUGCCAUCGUCAACAUGUCCAGCAUUGGCGGCUCCAUCGCUUCUUUCUUUGGCUGGGACAUAAUGCAAGUCACCUCGUACCGCUGCAGCAAGGCUGCUCUGAACAUGCUGAGCAAGUGCCAGUCCCUGGCGUACAAGGAGCACGGCAUCCUCUGUGUCGCUCUCCACCCCGGCUGGGUGCAAACAGACAUGGGCAGUGCUGCUGGACACACGCCCCCUGUGACAGUGGAUGACAGCGUGCAAGGGAUGCUGAAGGUCCUCUCCUCCCUCUCUGAGAAGGAGACCGGCGCCUUCCUGGACUGGGAAGGGAAGGUCAUACCCUGGUGAGACACCACUUCAGGAUCCUGGCAGCCAGGAGAGACCCUGUGCCACUGCUUCUGUGUUUCCCAGAUCCUCAAUAAACUUGUGCCAAUAGCCUCCA